UGAUAACGAGGUAGACAUUCGCCGAGCGUUUCUCAGACUUCCAAUUUCACAAUAACAAGUCUGCAAUACUAAAAACAAUCAGCAAUUGGAUUUUUCAAGCGUUUUAACUUGGAAACGUGUUUACGUGUGUUUUGAUUUGUCUUUGACUGAUACGAUUGGAAAUCUUUCCUCAUUUGUUUGUCUUUCGAAGCAUUUCUUGUCUUUUUCUUCUCCUUUUGAAGUAAAAAAAACACCUUUUAUUUCUAGUCUUCCAUUUCGCCACAUACUUACAGAUACAAAAUGGCUUAUCAAACUCGUCAAGGAUUGCCUGACGGUUGGGUCGCACAAUGGGAUCCUCGCUAUGAGCGUUACUUUUACGUUGAUGAAAAAGCUUCCAAGCCUCAACCUCAAUGGGAAUGUCCCGUACCCAACUUAAAUAUACCUCCUCCCCCGAGUAAGGAACACUCUGCCCCUCCAACGGAACCCCCUCCACCUUAUGCUCAUCCUACUACCGGAGGCCCUUCUCCAUCUCCUGCUGCAUCUGGUUCUGGAGACAGAGGAAUUUUUAGCCGUCUUCAUCAUGGACACCAGAACAACCAACAACCUUACUACGGUGGCCAACCUGGAUAUGGGGGCUAUCCUCCUUAUGGCGCUGGCCCAGGCCCUGGUUAUGCUGCUGGUCCUCCCGGUCCGGGUUAUGGCUAUGCUCCUGCUGCUGGAUACGGUGGCCGUUCCGGUAGAUUUGGAGGAGGCGGCGGUGGCCUUUUAUCCAAUCCCAUGGUGACUGGUCUCGGUGGUCUGGCAGCUGGUGGUUUAGCAAUGCAUGCUUUUGAUGAUGCCUUUGAUCAUAAUGAUACCGUGGUAGAAAACAACUACUAUGGUGAUGAUGGAUAUGAUGGUGGUGGUGGUGAUUUUGGAGGUGGUGAUUAUGACAAUAAUGACUUUGAUGGAGGUUUCUUUUAAUCGACUAUUAUGCAACAAAGUUCUGCUCCUUCUCCAAUUUGCCAUGAUACUUUUUGAUGUGAUUAUGAAGCGAAACAUCUGGAGAUCGUGUGAUCUUUCUCACCAUGUCUGAUGUUUGCUGUCCCAAUGAAUAAUGAAUUCUCUUUUCUUUCAUAGUCUAUGUGAAGUGAAGCAAAGAAAUCGAAAUGUUCUUGAUUAACUGUCGUUGAUGUGAAUAAGCUUGGAUUUUUUGCUUUUCCAAUUUUUGUCAAUGUAGCCUCCUAGUUCGUUUAUUUUAUAAUGAGAUAAAGAUGGAGAAUUUUAAUUGUUACAGACAAGUAGCUUCAACUUUUCGUCAGCAUUCUAUGUAAGAUUUUUCCAACUCCUUCCAUACAGAGAAGCAUCAAGACAUCAUUUCAUUCCUUUCGAUUAUCUUGUUCUACAGUUUCUAU
Schizosaccharomyces cryophilus OY26 is the source of this 1373-nucleotide messenger RNA. RefSeq lists its product as uncharacterized. The transcript has a single exon. Gene Ontology annotation, molecular function: protein binding. The coding region runs from base 280 to 942 and encodes 220 amino acids. Lineage: Eukaryota; Fungi; Ascomycota; Schizosaccharomycetes; Schizosaccharomycetales; Schizosaccharomycetaceae. The record is from RefSeq and is a predicted model, not a curated record.